Messenger RNA from Trichobilharzia regenti, 1068 nucleotides. The record is from the annotation of a GenBank genome assembly. NCBI's taxonomy places the organism in Eukaryota, Metazoa, Platyhelminthes, Trematoda, Strigeidida, Schistosomatidae.
AUAAACGAUCAUCAGAAACAUUCAUCUUGUAUAUUGUUAAAUCUACUUUCAACAUACACUAUUAGUAGGUGUUUGUUGGCAGAUGUGAUUGAAUAGCUCAUAAAACUACAACAAACAGGAGAGAAAACUAGUGCUACUAAUAAUGAUUGACUGCUUUCAACAUAGGACAACUUACGGAGUUCUCAUAGUAUGUGGGCAGACUGUUACGUGAGAGAGAUUGUCGUUGUUGUUAACGAAACCAUUAGCAGAGGCGAGUGGUGCCAUAAGCACCUGAAGACACAGCUGGGAAAGUGCUUACCGCUGGAACUGAGCAUUUGUGAGAUUUGGAAGUGUUCUAUUGGGUCAUCGAGAAGGAAGGGUGGUGAAGAGAAUCGGAAUCUGCAUUACUUCACUAAGUUUGAUGUGGACGAAGGUCUUUCCAACAUUCUGAGGCAUCUAGCAAGCUAUACCGCCUAUACACUUUACAAAAGCAUCAAGAGGCUUCCUGAAAUGAAAGUUACGGGUUGCACAGAAGCAUUUAUGGUAUUCGAAGGUGACAGAAACUCCGUUGUGGACAAACGUGACUGCAGCUGCAGAUGUUUUCAAAACAGCAAUGUGCUAUUGCCAUGCCGUCAUCUAGUUCAUACUAAAUGUCAUAUAUAUACCAGUCUGGGUAAGUUCAUAUAGGCCUCAAGUAAAUUUGUAAAAGAUGUAUUUAGACAGUACUAGGUGGUUACAAGACUACAAUCACACUGUCAUCCAAUCACAACGGACACAAUCGGGGACUUGGACAUGCAAAUGCUCGUACAAGGCAUACUGUAUCAAAUCAAAAACCUUCAACAGACGCAUCCGAGGAUAUGUAGGAGUGCGUUUCUUCACGUAUUCAAUUAUCUACAUGAAGUUGGUGCACAGGAGGAUGAUCAGGCAUCUACAUCGUCAUGCUCGGACCGAUAUACGUACAUAUUUUUAAAGAUAACUGUAAAUAAAUUUUCCCAUAACAGUAUUGCAUCCAAUUGGUACAUUAACAAUAAUUAAAAUUCUACUUAGAUUAAGGGUAAUCUCAGUUCGUUUUGACCACAAUAUAUUGGC